This is a messenger RNA of Nerophis lumbriciformis (worm pipefish), 3555 nucleotides long. RefSeq names its product coiled-coil domain containing 73 (gene ccdc73). Lineage: Eukaryota; Metazoa; Chordata; Actinopteri; Syngnathiformes; Syngnathidae. The record is from RefSeq and is a predicted model, not a curated record.
CCCGUAUGUGUGGCGAGUGACAGCUGCUGCCUUGGGUUGAUUGUGUUUUGUUUUAACAUAUUUUUAAAGGGGAGAGCAGUCUUGGUCAUCAAGAGCAGCGUAAUGGACCACAGUAUGGAUUGUAGAGCUCUGUCGCCCAGUGUCGCUGUCAGUGGAGCAGCAACGCCUCAGGAGAGGUCUCCAUUAAACAACCCCUGUCAAGUAGAAAGUGGAGGAACCAUUUUACUGCAGUUGCUGGAAUUCAAAACACAUCUACUUGAGGCUGUAGAGGAGCUGCACAUUCGAAGGGAUGCCGAAAGCCGAUUUGAAGAUCAGAUCAGUAAAGUUGUGUUGGAGAAACAGGAGCUGGAGUGGGAGAAGGAAUCCUUACAACAUCAAAUAGAAACAGUGGAAAACCAGCACGCACAAUCUCUCAUUGACACCAAAAAGCAGGCCACAAUAAGACACACAGAGGAAGAGAAGGGGAGAUACAAGGUCAUGGCUGAGUUAAAAGAGAAAGAGAUUAGCAACUUGAAAGAAGAACUAAAAUCGCUUCAGCUGCUGAAGUACAACUUGGAAAAGAAAUCCAAUGAGUUGGAACAGAAGCUAAAUUUGCAAAUUCGGUCAAAAGACAGUCAUUUGAACCAACUGGGAGAGGUGGAGAAGCGCUUCAAAGCCCUGUCAAGGCAGUGUGCUUCAGUCAAGAAGGCCCAUGAGAAACUGGAGCAAAAUGUUGACGAGGCUAUGAGAAUAAAUAAGAAACUGGCAGCUUCCAAUGAAAAACAUGAAGGAACUAUUGAGACACUAAAAAAGGAGCUGGAUUUGGCCAACACUCAGUUGAUCAAGGCAAAGAUGUCAUCAGUCCGACACGACCAGACCUACAAGUCUCAGACACACACAGAGCAGCAUCUACAGCAGCUACGCCAAACGCUGAGUAUGGAAACUGAAAUGAACAAGAGGCUAAGGGACGAGUAUGCAGCUGUGCGAUCAGAGAAACAAGAGGUGAUGAAGUCAACGCAGUACACUCAGCAACUUUUGCUGUCCCAGACAAAGACCGUAAGCAGACUAGAACUGCAGUUGCAGGCACAAGAUGAGCAGUACAAGGCCCUGAAGCAGGAACAUGAAGUGAUGCGAGAGAAAUGCAAGGCAAUGGAAGACAAAGUUAUCGAACUGAUGAAUGAGCAGCAAGAUUUUCAAGCACUGAAAGAAGCACAUGAUGACCUUCAACAUAAGCACACUGAACUUUCUUCACAAGUGAAAGUCCAAGUUCAAAAUAUACAUGAGAUGUUCCCCACUUUAGCGGAGGAAAUCAGAGGGAGACCUCCUGAUGAACCCCAAUCCAGCGCCAUGCUGCAUGUCUUUGGCAGCCAGCAAAACUCAGCUGUUUCUGAGAACAAAAUCUUGGACUGUCUGGAAGAUACGACAGCUAAGAACAAACUGGAUGGCGAAACAGGAGGAUAUGAAGCCCCAAACCCCCAUGUAAAGUCUCAAGCUCAGCUACAAGCUCAAUGCGAAAUGUUUUUUUCCGUUCAAACCAAAAGGCCUCUGGGAACCUCUGAAAAAACAGGAAGUGAUGACAACCUAUUGAAUUUACACACAAGCAACUAUAACAUAAGUGAGAGUAUGUCUAAUGAAGUUUCAGACCUGACUUGUACUACUUUCCAUCAGUCGGGUUAUGAGUUGGCAACCAGUGAAAUCAUCAGUGAAAGCUCAGCAAAUAUAAUUAACAAAUCAAAUGCUGACUGCAUGUCAAGCAUUCCCAUUCUGACUAAGGACAAAAAUAUUGAUGACAGCACAAGCUUCGUUGGAGCAGACUAUCAUUGGACAGAUACAGCAAAUGAGGAAAGCAACAUCAGAGAGGAUGUAGAAAUUAAUACAAAUCAGCAGAGGAACACUGAAGAUCUUCUGGAAAAGGGAUAUGCUGGACAACCGAGCGAGAAGCUCAAUUCCCAAACAGUGGAAAGAGUGAACAGUCAAGACGACAGUGAAAAGAGUAAACAGGAGUACAAAACAGAAACAACAUCAGCAUGCAUGGUUAUAGGGGAAGAGAAAGGAAAGACAGAAAAAGAGAAAGAGGCCCAGACGACUCAUGAUAAGAAGAGCAACACUCCACCGGACAUUGACUUCAUGGAGAAAAUAGUCAAUGUCUGUGACACAAACUGCAAUCAAAAGGACAUGAAGAAGGUUGCAUAUUACAGUCCUAUUAACACAAACAAAGGGCACUUGCUUCAAGAUGUUCAAAGUCCGACAGACCAAAGUCUAAGUAAUGGAUCUAUUAUAGUUGUGCACAAGGUUCAAAGCUUGUGUCAAGGUCAGGUCCAAACCAAUGUAGCCUAUAUCGAGUCGACUCCAACUGCAGCUUAUCGAGUGGUAGAGAAAACCCCUGAGGACAAGAGAAUAGAUGAAUCAAGUCCUAAAGUUUUCGAACCCCUCAGUGAGUCAUCUGUCUCACUGACAAUUCCAUCAUUAACAGAACUUUCUAAUUCUAGCAGCAAUGUGACUCACACAAAUGAAAUGGGUGGUACAGAUACACAUGAGAAGUUGGAUGACACCAAAAUGGUGUCUCAUAGUCGAAGUACUAUUGAGGAGGCAAAUAGACUGAUGGAGGAGACAUGUGAGACUGGCCUUCACCUGGAAACUGUCAGUUAUGAUGGUGAUUUGAACAUUUCCAACCAAUAUAAUACAGCGGAUUCAAAAAUGUCUAAAUGUGUUUUGUCUGAGUCAAUUCAGUUGAAAGGUGGUAAUGAUAACUCCCUUGGGGUCAGUGCCACUGAAUGCCACAAGCCAACUGUUGUUAAAGAAACCCAUGGGGAUGUGAAGGAAUUGUCUCUACCUAAGACUCACAUGCACUGUGUUGGUUCUAUUAAACAGACAAUUCUACCUACAGCUAUAACUGGCUCCAUCUUGCAUCCAAAUGUUCAGAACUUUCCUGUGCCCAAGCAAAAUACAAGUGGUUCUGGUGGGCUACUCACAGAGUCUCCCUAUACAACAUUCCUUAAAAACCAGCACAGUAAAGUACCUUUGGUGAUCACCAGAGCGGCUGACUUGUUGAGUGCCUCUGGUGUCUCUGGAUACACAGCAUUCGCCAGGAGAUUUCAGCAGGGAGCCCAGAGCGUUUUCGGAGAGAGCCGUCAGACAAAGACGUCAGCAGCAGAUGACAGCAAAGUUUCCUUGACCACCCCGACUUGCCAAGCAUCCAGCUUCUCUAACACACUGCCUUGGCAGCUUCCUUCUGUGUCUUUGAGUAGGCCUCCUGUGCCCAGUCAUGGUUCAAGGUCUGAGCUCGAGUUUGAACCUUUGUGUUCUCAGGAAGAGCACCAGUCAUCAUUAAGAGCCCAAAUAUCUAAAAUCGAACAUUUCCUCGAAACAGAAAGACUCCACCUGCCCAAACGACCGCGCACAGAAAACUAAUACAUAUUUAAAUGUUCUGAAUGUUGUGUUUGCACCAAUACACAUCAUUAAGUAAGUUAUACACUGUUUUCAGCUCAGUGGAGCUCCUUCUUUCCAUUUUUUCAUGACAAAAUGAAGUUAAAGGUUACUGUCUUUGAAUACUGUAAUUGUUUUCAAUGCUGCUGU